Colletotrichum higginsianum IMI 349063 is the source of this 1044-nucleotide messenger RNA. Its product is annotated as Methyltransferase. Lineage: Eukaryota; Fungi; Ascomycota; Sordariomycetes; Glomerellales; Glomerellaceae. Gene Ontology annotation, molecular function: methyltransferase activity. The record is from RefSeq and is a predicted model, not a curated record. The transcript is spliced from 6 exons. The coding region runs from base 1 to 1044 and encodes 347 amino acids.
AUGUCCAACAAUGUUGAGAGUGCCCCAGUGGCAGACCCUAUCCCUGUGGAUCCAAACAUUGAGGAUGAUGCGAGUGACAACACGGACGCGGAGAGCAUCCGCACAUCAUCAACGGCCUCGCUGAGUGAGAGCAUCCGAGAGUAUCGCGAGAUUCACGGCCGCACGUACACACAAAAGACCGAGUACUGGGGACCCAAUGACGAAAAGCAGAAUGAUGCUCAGGACUUCAACCAUUAUUGGUUGACAGACUUCUUCGACGGCGAGCUCUAUCUCGCCCAAAUCGGCGCCAACCCCCAGCGAGUCCUUGAUCUUGGUACUGGCACUGGCAUUUGGGCCAUUGACUUCGCAGACAAACACCCAUCCGCCGAGGUGAUCGGUAUCGACUUGUCCCCCAUCCAGCCUUCAUGGGUGCCAUCCAACUGCAAGUUCCUGAUCGACGAUUUCGAGAAAGAAUGGACAUGGCCCACGAACUACUUCGACUUUGUGCAUGCGCGCAAUCUCGAAGGCUGUUUUUCGGACCUUCCGAAUGUCCUGCAAGAGGUCCACGAUCACCUGAAGCCUGGCGGCUGGUUUGAGGUGAAGGAGUUCGAGAUUAUGGCACGAUCGCAGACUCAAGAGCUCGACGACGACCACGUUUUCAACCGUUGGUACCGAUACGCAUCCGAAGCCCAGGACAAACUAGGCAAGCCUCAUAGCAAUGCACUCAAGAGACGAUUUGCCAAGGGCUUGGAUAAGGUUGGGUUUGUGGAAAUCGUAGAGAAGAAGUGGAAGAUUCCGAUCGGAACCUGGCCAGCUAAGCCAGAGCUCAAGAGGCUUGGUGCAUGCAACCUUGAGUUCUUCGACCAGUCUUUGGAAGGAUUCAUGCUCUUCCUUCUCAAGGAAGUCCUGGGCUUUACCUACGAAGAAGUACAGCUGAUGAUCAGCGAGGUCAGGGCUGAGUUGAGGAACCCGAAGAACACUCCUUACUACUAUUUACACGCCGUGUACGCCCGCAGGCCCCUCGAGGAUGUCGAGAAGAGUGAAGACAUCACUGCCGAGGCAUAG